Messenger RNA from Limulus polyphemus (Atlantic horseshoe crab), 3315 nucleotides. Its product is annotated as calcium-activated potassium channel slowpoke-like. Gene Ontology annotation, biological process: potassium ion transport; transmembrane transport. Gene Ontology annotation, molecular function: large conductance calcium-activated potassium channel activity. The transcript is spliced from 21 exons. The record is from RefSeq and is a predicted model, not a curated record. Lineage: Eukaryota; Metazoa; Arthropoda; Merostomata; Xiphosura; Limulidae. The coding region runs from base 544 to 3315 and encodes 923 amino acids. Gene Ontology annotation, cellular component: postsynaptic membrane.
GUCAUGGAAACAAUCCGCUGUUCGUUUAAUAUAGUUAUAACGCAUGCGCAAGUCCUCCUCGGAAUGGUUUUCGCACCGUGUUGACUUGAGCAAGUUUCUACUGGGAGAGAUCACAGACCAGACUGUAGCGAAUGAAACAGACAACAGUUGACGAGCUGUUGCAAGGUAUGCAUUAUAACCAGCUCAUUACCUUUCUACAAAAGAUUUUUCGUUAGUGAAAUGAACAACUAAAGUAUAUUAAGUUUCCUUCUAAAGAACAUGCUUGAUUAUAUCCCUUAUUAAAAAUGUAAUCAGACCAUAUUAGUUAGAAACGUCACAGCUGUCUAAAAGUUAGUUUCCUUUGAUUCUUCGAUACGAAGUUUAAAAAAAGAGAGGAACAUUUUUUAAUUCUUUAUUCUUUCCGGCCUUCAUGGAUGGGCACGUGCCAUAUCUCAAAUGAAACUUCAAAAUACGGUUCGUUCCUUGAGCUGUGAUGAAUCCAUCUUCUCACAGUACCCUGAAACAGACUCUGAUGUAACAAGGCUUAGCUGAGUAUCCUCAGCAAUGAGCUUUGGCGGCAGUACAGCAGCGGGCACGGACAUGGUGCCCACGCUCGAUCCAGACGAAGAAUGCCUGAAGGAAAGAAAAUGGUGGUGUUUUCUCUUGUCAAGUAUCUUUACUUUUCUCUCAGGGCUGAUAAUUAUUUUACUAUGGCGAGCAUUUGCCUUUCUUUGCUGUCGCAAAGAAAAGUCCUCUGCCUCUUACAGUCAGAGUGUGGUGAAACAACAGCAGCAGCCGAAGAGAGACCCCCACCAUCAAGGAGACAAAGACAACCAACUCAACGAGAUUGGUUUUAUGACAGAAGCAAAGGACUGGGCAGGAGAACUAAUAUCUGGGCAAAGUACGACCGGAAGGAUUCUGGUGGUGCUGGUGUUUUGUCUCAGUAUAUCCUCUUUAGUUAUAUAUUUCAUUGACGCUUCAAGCACGGGGGAUCCUGCUAAUGGUGAGGGAGUAGAGAAAUGCCAGCAGUGGUCAGCCAACACAACCCAACAGAUAGACUUAGCGCUAAAUAUAUUUUUUAUGGUCUACUUUUUUAUACGAUUUAUAGCCGCGAGUGACAAAUUGUGGUUUAUGCUUGAGCUGUACUCUUUUGUCGACUACUUCACCAUUCCGCCGUCCUUUGUCUCCAUUUAUCUCGACCGAACGUGGAUAGGUCUACGGUUUUUGAGAGCCCUCCGAUUGAUCUCGGUGCCCGAUAUUUUACAGUAUUUGAACGUGCUCAAGACCAGCAGCUCUAUUCGAUUAGCUCAGUUGGUUUCCAUAGUGAUCAGUGUAUGGCUUACAGCAGCUGGGAUCAUUCAUUUGUUGGAAAAUUCUGGAGACCCUUUGGAGUUCGACAACCCGCAUAAUCUUUCUUACUGGGAAUGUGUUUACUUUCUAAUAGUGACCAUGUCUACAGUGGGAUAUGGGGAUAUUUUCUGCAAGACUACCCUAGGCAGAGCAUUUAUUGUAUUAUUUAUUUUAGUGGGUUUGGCCGUCUUUGCCAGUUGCAUUCCUGAGAUCCUAGAGUUAGUAGGAACUAGACCCAAAUAUGGUGGCGAGUACAGACGGGAGCAUGGUAAAAGACACAUAGUGGUCUGUGGACACAUAACAUUUGAAUCGGUGUCUCACUUUCUGACCGACUUUCUGCAUGAAGAUAGAGAAGACGUAGAUGUGGAAGUUGUUUUCUUACAUAGGAAACCCCCUGAUCUUGAGCUGGAGGGUUUGAUUAAGCGUCACUUCACUACAGUGGAAUUUUUCCAAGGAAGUGUAAUGAGCCCCAUAGACUUACAGCGUGUGAAGGUCCACGAAGCUGAUGCGUGUCUGGUGUUGGCGAACAAGUACUGCCUGGACCCUGAUGCUGAAGAUGCGGCAAACAUCAUGCGUGUCAUCUCAAUCAAAAAUUAUUCCGAUGAUAUUCGAGUCAUCAUUCAAUUGAUGCAGUAUCACAACAAGGCUUAUCUAUUGAACAUUCCAAGCUGGAACUGGAGGCGUGGCGACGAUGUCAUCUGUGUUUCAGAACUAAAAUUAGGGUUUAUUGCUCAGAGUUGUUUAGCACCAGGAUUCUCCACCAUGAUGUCUAACCUAUUUGCUAUGCGAUCUUAUAAGACGUCCCCAGACACAGCAUCAUGGCAAAACGACUACAUGUGUGGAACUGGUAUGGAGAUGUACACAGAAAACCUGUCGGCUUCCUUCACAGGCAUGACGUUUACACAAGCCGCAGAGCUUUGCUUCGUGAAAUUAAAGCUCCUCUUACUUGCAAUAGAGGUCGCUAGUGAGGACGGAUCCGAUUGCAAGAUUACUAUUAAUCCUAAAAAGAAAGUAAAAAUUCAACAUAGCACUCAAGGUUUUUUUAUAGCACAGUCUGCAGAUGAAGUGAAACGGGCGUGGUAUUAUUGUAAAAACUGCCAUGAUGACGUCAAAGACGAAAAACUUAUCAAAAAGUGCAAGUGUAAAAGCUAUGAUACGCACCAAACUUUCACCUUUCCAACUUUUACUCCACCUGAAAUACCCAAGAGGGUGAAACUCCGAGCCGAGGUGUCAAAGGAUCAAGGAUCUAUUACCCAGCUUCAUUCUCAAGCUAGCCUCAGUAGACACAGCGCCCUCGCUCGGCAAAGACACGCAAAAUCUAAUUCUGCUCAUUCACAGAAUAACACGACGACAGCAUCCACAUCUCCAAAUCGUGGUGGUCGCUUAAUGACCGUGACAUAUGCAAGUCCCGUAUCUGGCACCCAGCAGCCUUCUAGGACGGCCGCGCCCGACUUGUACUCUGGCUUACACCUUGCCUAUGAAGUAAAAAAGCUCAUGCCAACAAGCCGAGGUUCUGGAGGAAACGGUACAAAUAACUCUUCAAACACAGACCGAACGUUCUCGGUAGGUCUUGCUGAUGACCAAUCCAAGGACUUCGACAUGGAGAAGACUGACAUGAAAUAUGACUCUACUGGAAUGUUCCAUUGGUGUACUGCUCGUCCUAUAGAAGAUUGCAUAUUGGAUCGUAACCAAGCUGCCAUGACAGUUCUCAAUGGUCAUGUGAUCGUCUGUCUGUUCGCUGAUUCUGAAUCUCCUCUUAUUGGCCUGAGGAACCUCGUAAUGCCUUUACGCGCAAGUAACUUUCACUAUCACGAGUUGAAGCAUGUGGUCAUUGUGGGAAGCGUCGAAUAUCUUCGUCGAGAAUGGAAAAUGUUACAGAAUCUCCCAAAAAUUUCAGUUUUAAACGUAGGUUGUUGUUUUGUAUUUUUUGUCUCACUACUCAACCAUUCUUGCUACUUUCUUGUCUGUUACAACGCUAUUGCGUAA